Mizuhopecten yessoensis (Yesso scallop) is the source of this 1138-nucleotide messenger RNA. RefSeq lists its product as uncharacterized. Lineage: Eukaryota; Metazoa; Mollusca; Bivalvia; Pectinida; Pectinidae. The record is from RefSeq and is a predicted model, not a curated record. Bases 71 to 1138 code for a protein of 355 amino acids. The transcript has 6 exons.
UGAUACGUGCACGUGCACGUUCUGGACACUGGAAGUGUAUUCUUACAGGAAUGGGUUAUCUGUCAAGAAAAUGAAGGGUUCACCAAUCCUUUGUUCAUUGGUCACUCUGGCAGUACUACGUGUUGGGGCCUCGAGGGGAUUGCAAUAUGACGCAUAUAUCCUCCUGAAUCCAUGUGGUAACGAGGGCAACUUCACAAAUACCACAUACCAGCUACAUGUGCCCGAUGGCAUCACGAGGGUUCGACUACAAGAGGUUCAUGAAAAAGAAAUAUACAAUAUAAUCCGACAACUGAUGGCACUUCAGAAAAAUAAUACGGAUUUAGUCAUCAUGUCAUCUGAACUCAUGAAAGCGUUCCCUGUCCAACUCCAGCAGUCAUUUGGCAAAAUGGAAGUUAUCUCGAUGUCCAGUCUGACUAAUCCCCCAUAUUCACCUUUAGCUACAUCUGGACAAUCUGUUGAUGGCGAAGACGAAUGUUCGCCGUGCAGGGAAAACGGAAGUGCUCAUUUUGAAAUAACAAUGCCAAUAAACGAACACGAUUGGUGGUAUAAUCACGUUUUAGUUAUAGCUGACGCCAUUCUAAAACAUCUCAGAUGGUCUUCGGUAUACAUAUUUUAUGAAGAGAAGCUACAGCAUCUUGUCGACCUGUUGCUGGAUCACUGGUCCGAAAACAGCAUUACGUUCAACACUUUUAUGGUCGAAAGAAUGUCGGAUUCAGAUAUCGUUGAUAUUCUUGGAAGUUUGAAGUCAGCGAGCAACGUGACCAAGGGUAUGGCUAACCUGCUAGUCUUGUGUGAGGAUUACUUCACUAACUUCCUCCUACAUGUGGCCUCGGAAUACUCCGAGAAACAUAUCCGGGAUUCGGCCAUUCAGCACCACACCCACUGGUUGCUGGUUUUAUUCAGUAAUGAUGCCACAGGACGAAGAAUACUGAACAACAUAACAUUGGACAACGUGGCUCUCAUAGAACUGGAAACACAAGACAGAAUUAAGCAGAAGACGUGUCAUUCCAUCGAAAGUAUCCUACUGGCAGACGAAUGUACAGAACACGGAAUUAUGACUGGCACCGAGUUUCUCAAAUACACCAUUGCUAGGCUGUUUUAUGACGCAAGUAUAACCAAACGUUUAAAACUGUCGUAA